AUGUCCAAUAUCCCUAAAGUCUUGACUAUUGCAGGCAGUGACAGUGGAGGAGGUGCAGGCAUCCAAGCAGACAUAAAAACAUUGACAUCACUUCGUGUUUAUGCAACUUCAGUCAUUACCUCAGUAACAUCUCAAAAUACACUAGGUGUUGACGGCAUCCAUGACAUUCCUCCAGAAUUUGUGGUAAAGCAGCUAACAGCUGUGUUGAGUGAUAUUGGCACAGACGCAAUAAAGAUUGGCAUGCUCUCCUCAGCUGCCAUCAUUAAUUCUGUUGCUACUACCUUGAAACAAUUCCCAGAGCAAGCAAGAUAUGUUGUCCUUGAUCCUGUCAUGAUAUCUACGAGCGGGUCUCGUUUGCUAGCAGCGGAUGCUAUUCAUGCUCUUGUAACAACUUUAUUACCCCUAACUUACAUUCUGACUCCAAAUGUUCCUGAAGCAGAAGUACUCUUAAAUUUACCAGCUGGAUCUAUCUCCACACUUGAAGCUAUGCGUUCAGCAGCCAAGAGUAUUGCAAGCUUAGGCCCAAAAUAUGUACUAGUAAAGGGUGGUCAUUUGCCGUUUGACAUGAAUGGGAAAAAACAAGUCAUUGACGUACUUUAUGACACCACAAAAGAUGUAUUCUUUGAAAUCGUUAAUGGAUUUGUUGAUACCAGAAACACCCAUGGUACUGGAUGCACACUAUCUGCAGCUUUAGCUGGUGAAUUAGCGAAGGGAGCCACCGUCGACAUUGCUUGUACAAACGCUAUUCGCUACGUUAAAGUAGCCAUCAAUCAAGCUCUUCCUGCAAUCGGUAAGGGCAGCGGGCCGAUCAACCACUUUCAUCCUUUAAGAUGGUCACCAUAUGAAGGCAAGACUCUAUUGACAGCCAUAAAAGAAAAGCUACCAAAGAAUCUGUGGUUUGAAUUCAUCCAUCAUCCCUUUGUGCGUGGUAUUGCUGAUGGGACACUACCUACCGAAUCCUUCGUUUACUAUCUCAAGCAAGAUUAUCUUUAUCUACAGCACUAUGCAAGAGCAGCGGCUCUUGCCUCUUACAAAUCCAAAACAAUGAUAGACAUCGAAGCAAAUGCAGCUAUUGUACUCCAUAUUGCUAAAGAGUCACAGCUGCACUUGAACUACUGUGCCAAAUGGGGUGUAACAAAGGAGGAGGUACUCAGUACUCCUGAAAGCGUGUAUAACGCAGCUUAUACUCGCUAUGUUUUGGACAAGGGAAUGUCUGGCGACUUACUUGACUUGAAGGCGGCUAUGGCACCUUGCUUGAUUGGAUAUGGAGAGAUUGGAUUUAUGUUGUUCAAUGAUCCUGCAACAAAACGAGAAGGAAACCCUUAUUGGGAUUGGAUUUGUCAAUAUGCCGCUGAUGACUAUCAAAAAGCGGUAUUAAGAGGAAUAGACGAGCUUGAAGCAUUGGCAGAACAUAGCAUAUCUUCAUCAGAGACCCGGUUUAAGGAAGUAUGUAGUACAUUUGAGCAGGCUGUUCGUUUAGAAAUUAUGUUUUGGGAGAUGGGCAUCCGUCAAUGCUAA
Molecule: messenger RNA, 1518 nt
Organism: Rhizopus microsporus ATCC 52813
Lineage: Eukaryota; Fungi; Mucoromycota; Mucoromycetes; Mucorales; Rhizopodaceae
Product: putative thiamine biosynthesis protein (Thi-4)
Exons: 7
Coding region: 1-1518 (505 amino acids)
Biological process (GO): thiamine biosynthetic process
Cellular component (GO): cytosol
Molecular function (GO): thiaminase activity; hydroxymethylpyrimidine kinase activity; phosphomethylpyrimidine kinase activity
Source: RefSeq, a predicted model, not a curated record